Molecule: messenger RNA, 2269 nt
Organism: Chrysemys picta bellii (western painted turtle)
Lineage: Eukaryota; Metazoa; Chordata; Testudines; Emydidae
Source: RefSeq, a predicted model, not a curated record
AGUUUUCAAUCUAUUCUUUCAAACUAACCCUUUAAAAACAAAAAUAUUUAUUUUUCUUUAAGUUCUUUCUCUUCUUUAAGAACAUGACAAACUAGGUCUUUAAAAUCAUCUCUCCUUACUCAACCUCACCAAAAAUCUCUUUUCUUUAAUAACUUGUCUCUAUUCUUUCAAACUAACCCUUUAAAAACAAAUAUCUCCAUUUUUCUUUAAGUUCUUUCUAUUCUUUAAUAACAUGCAAAACUAGGUCUUUAAAAUUAUCUCUCCAUACUAAACUUAACCAAACAACCUUUCUUUCUUUUUUUUCCUCUAAGCCUUACCAAAGCUUUCUUUUUUAAUCUUUAAGUUGUGGAGGAAAAGACCCCAUCCCCCGAAUUGUCUAGGCCUUGAUUUGUUAACAUGGGCCUGUUUUGUUGCUAACAGGCCCUAAGCCUGAACCAAACUCACUGUGUCCCCUGACCGGGGGGUGUGGGGUGGAAAGCCCCAGAGGUGGGAAUAGUUUGCAAUAUGCUGUUGAAAUACAAUAACUGCCAUAUGUGCCUAAUACUUAAGAAAUGUGUUGACUGCUUGUGUGAGAUAAGAUUAUAAUCAAAUAGGUGUGAAGCUUUUGUAAUGGUAACCCAUAGGCCUAAGACAUGUGCAAUUGUAACCCAUGCCCUCCCUUACCCCUGCUGUGUAACUACCCCAUGAUACUGCUGCACCCCGUGAUGAGCAUGGUGUAACGGUCCCCCAUAAAUGGUAUGGUUUCAACACCCUGGAAAGUACCGGAGAAGACCCUAACUCUUAUUUACACCCAUAAAAGGGCAGGCCUUCGUACUUACGGGGUGAGACGGAGGAGACAUGGCCCAGUCAGAUAGAUCAACAGUGGACUGGACUCCUGCCAAUGGAUCAUUGGUGCCUCACAAAGACGCCCCGGGCACCGACGUCUUCUAUAAUCAAGGGGGAUUCUUCAUCGUCCGCUCUGACCUGGGCUGCUACCUGUGGACAGAGGAUCUAAAGAGUGGGACUGGCAUUAAGAUCCAGAGACUGCACCCCGCGUGCCAGGGUGGGGAUCACUACCUGAGUGACAAUAAGAACCCCCCCAACAUCUAUGUCAUCAAGGGCGACUCCUACCGGGUGGUGAAGGACUUGAGCACAGAUGCAGAGGCUGAAGUCCGUGAGCUGGCUUCCAGCUGCCGUGGCGGGGACCACUACACAUACUGUGGUUCCUGGUUCUAUAUCAUCUCCCAAAAUAAGGGUAGCCUGGACUAUGUCUGUGACCUGAGCACACCUAUUAGUGGGGGCCGGACUCCUCUGGAGCCUGAAUGCUCCAAGGGGCUCUUUUACUUCACCAUCGACAACCUCCCAACCCUGAUCAAGCUGGACGAGAAAUGGGGGGCUCAGUGUUACCUGUACAAAGAGUUUUUCUCCAACCACCCACGCUUUUCCUCCAUCCACCCCAAUGUGCUGAACUUCUUCCCUGGGGGGCUAGCCCUCGUUAAGGGAGCCUCAACUGGUGGCUGGGAGUGCAUCAAGACCCUGCACAAUGACUCCGAUUCUUCCAUCACUUGGUCCGACAAGGUCACCUGCAAGGUGGGCUAUGCCAAGCAGCAGAUGUCCAGCAUGGAGCACAACUGGAGCAUCUCUGCUGAGAUGUCCCUCGGGGCCGGAGAGCUCACCAAGCUCAUCACCCAGUUCCAGUUCUCCCUCAAGACCGAGUACGGCGGGAGAAGCAUCCGCACUGACCAAGAGGACUGGACUGAAGCCCGAGAAGAAGAGGAGUCAAUCCAGGUGACCCUGGAGCCCAAAAAGAACCUGUACAUCUGGCAGUACCGCCUUGGCAUAGGCCACAAGCCCGUCUUGUUCUGCAGGGAUGUCGAGUUCACCAAAGAAAACAACCCACCCGACCGCAUCCCUCUGCCUCCAGUCCCCUAAGCAUCCGUGAGGAUGGAGAAUGCCUGCACCAUGAAGCUAUGGUUGAUGUGUGUGUGUGUGUGAGCAUUGGCUUCCUAGAAAUCAUUGGGAUCAAAUCAGUCCCUUCAAAUCCAUGCUUAGUGCUUCCCAGUGCCCUCCUCCCAGCUUGCAAACCCGGCUCAUCUGCUUCCCAUUUCCCUCCUUCUCUCCAAAUCUUGUUACCAAGGUAGAUGAUUUCAUGACAUGUUCUCUUGGUCCUCUCUCAUUAUAAUCCACAGGCUGAAAUGAGCUUUAAGAUCAUUCUGGGGUAGAAUCUGCUGCUGAAAAACAAAGAAUGUAUCAAGCCUGAAUAAAGGUUUGAUUUUUUUUUCAGCAUUCA